This is a messenger RNA of Lolium rigidum, 2306 nucleotides long. RefSeq names its product LRR receptor-like serine/threonine-protein kinase FLS2. Gene Ontology annotation, molecular function: protein binding. The record is from RefSeq and is a predicted model, not a curated record. NCBI's taxonomy places the organism in Eukaryota, Viridiplantae, Streptophyta, Magnoliopsida, Poales, Poaceae. The transcript is spliced from 2 exons. Bases 1 to 2118 code for a protein of 705 amino acids.
AUGUAUCGCUCCCUCGCCAAGUUCGUUUUGCUCCUCGCGGCAGCAGCGGUGACUUGGAGCAGCUUCUUUCUCGACGCCCAUGCACGUUCGGCACAUGAGGCCAGCGCGAGCUGCAUAGAGCGUGAGAGGGACGCCUUGCUGGCCUUCAAGCACGGCCUCUACGACAUCGACGACUACCUCGUGUCGUGGCAACAUGAGAGCCAGAAUUGCUGCCAGUGGGAAGGCAUCACCUGCAGAAGCACGACCGGCCAUGUCAUCCAGCUUGACCUUCACGGAAGAUAUUAUUUAGACGGCCAGAUAAGUCCAUCCUUGCUAUCUCUAGAGCAAAUUGAAUACCUCAAUCUGAACCAUACAUGUCUUACUGGGCCUAAUGGUGGUGUUCCCAAGUUCUUGGGUUCUCUAAAGAACUUGAGGCAUCUCGAUCUCUCCUUCAUGGUAUUCAAUGGUACAGUCCCUCCACAGCUUGGGAACCUUUCCAAGCUGGAAUACCUCGACCUCUCCGGCUCAGACAUGUACUCAACAGACAUCUCAUGGUUAACCCACCUACCUCUGGUGGUGUAUCUUGAUAUGAGUGGUAUGAAUCUCAGCUCAAUUGCUGCUGGUUGGUCUCUUGUGGUAAAUAACCUUCCAUCUUUGGAGUAUCUCGGUCUUGCUUCGUGCUCACUAUCAGGUGCAAACCAGUUCCUUGAACACCAAAAUCUCACAAAACUUCACCACCUUGAUCUCUCCUAUAACUACUUCGGUCAUCCAGUUGCGUCCGCUUGGUUUUGGAAUGUAACAAGCAUCAAAUACAUUGACAUCUCUGAAACCUCUCUUCAUGGUCCAUUUCCUAACGCACUAGGAAAUAUGACGUCCCUCCAACAUCUAUUUUUUCCAUGCAGUCUGGAUUUCGAUUACGGAGUGACCACAUGUAACAAGGCAACAAUGACAGUUGACAUGAGAAAUCUUUGUGAUUUGGAAGAACUAGUGCUUGAUGGAAGUCUAUCCUCUGGAAACAUUACAAAGUUUCUAGAGAAUCUGCCACAAUGUCCAUCCAACAGAUUCAAAUACUUGAGUUUGAAGAGCAACAAUAUGAAUGGAAUAAUGGCAGCUGGAUUGGGUCAGUUAAAUAGCUUAAUUAGGCUUCACCUUCCUUACAAUAACAUUUCAGGAUCAAUACCACUAAGCAUAGGAAAUUUGUCUUAUUUAGAGUACCUUGACCUUUCUAACAACCAUCUUACUGGGCAUAUAACGCCAGAGCUAGCGAAUUUGACUAGUUUGCAGUAUAUAUCAAUGUCCAAUAACAAUCUUAUUGGACCUAUACCCCUAUGGACAGCGCGACAGGGGAGAUUAGAAUAUCUUGACCUUUCAUACAAUAGUUUUAAUGGAACAAUACAGUUGGGCAUAGGGUUGUGCACUAGAUUACGUUACCUCUCACUUUCUUACAACCAUCUCACUGGCCCUAUACCACCAUGGUUGGGGAAUUGCACUAAAAUGGGGUAUCUUUCUCUUUCCAGCAACCAACUUACUGGACCUAUACCAAUGGAGAUAGCUAGUUGCACUGAUCUAGGUUACCUUAGUCUUUCUAAUAACCUUCUGACUGGACAUGUGCCAUCCAAGAUUGGUAUGCUCAUAAAUUUGACAGAACUAGACCUUAGAAACAAUUACCUGGAUGGCAUGAUAACAAAUGAACACCUAGUUACUCUAACAAAGUUAUUGCACUUGGAUUUAUCGAAUAAUUUUUUCAGAGGUCCUCUUCCAUCAGAGUUUGGUAUUCAGUUAGGCUUAUAUGAAUUCAUUGUAUCCUCCAAUAACUUCAUAGGCCAUAUUCCUAAAUCCAUUUGCCAGUUGGGAAGACUAAUUGUCUUAGAUUUAUCGAACAACUUUCUAGAGGGAGAAUUUCCUCAAUGUUCUCAGGAGCCGAACUUGGUUUUCCUCCUUUUAAAUAAUAAUAGAUUUUCUGGCAAGUUCCCAUCAUCACUUCGAAACUACUCGAACUUGGCCUUUGUGGAUAUGUCAAGGAAUAAUUUGUAUGGAGAGGUACCACAGUGGAUUGGAGAGUUGGUAUAUUUGCGCUUUCUGCAACUAAGCCACAACUUGUUUCAUGGAAAAAUUCCAACUAGUAUCACAAACCUUUGACGCCUCCGUCAACUGAGUUUAGCGGGAAACAAUAUGUUUGGUGCUAUACCAUGGUCUUUGUCAAAUUUAACAGCAAUGUCCCAAAAACAUACAAGAAGGAAUGGGGUUGAGUUGGCUAAAUGGUACAUUGGCGCUGUGGGUGACUUUACAGAGGUUGUUUCGGUUGUGAUGAAGCGCCAAGAACUAAA